ACAAGAUGAAAGAAGAGCUGAUAAUCCGAGAGCCCAGUUCGAUGUUCAUCAUGAGAGAGCAGGUGGAUGUGAUUCAUGCUGGAGAACAGCAGAUGCUGCAGACACCAGUGAAGAUUGAAGUAAUACAAGUGGAGAUAAAAGAAGAAAACACAACAGAGGAACAACAGAGAGAUGAUGAUGAAACAUCAACAGAGAAAGAACAGAGUCAUGAAGAUGAUGAAGAACAGCAGAUGCUGCAGACACCAGUGAAGAUUGAAGUGAAGCAGGAGAUAAAAGAAGAAAACACAGCAGAGGAUCAACAGAGUGAUGAAGAUGAUGAUGAACAGCAGAUGCGCCAGACACCUGUGAAGAUGUGUUCAGUGAAGUUGCUGGACUGCAGGAACCUGAUGAAGAUGAGAGGAGAAACCACAGCAGUGGAACAACAGAGUGAUGAAGAUGAUGAUGAGACAUCAACAGAGAAAGAACAGAGUGAUGAAGAUGAUUACAUUCCUUCAGAGCUGAUGGAAGAGCAAGAGGAACGUCAAGAACUGAAUGAAGUGGAGGAGAAACAUCAUGAUUUUAUAACUGGAGAAAAAUCUUUGAGUGGCUCAAAGACUGAAAAGAAUUUCUCACCAAAAAAGCCUAAAAGAAGAGCAGCCAAAAAUACUUUCUCCUGCUCUCAGUGUGGAAAGAGUUUCAUAUGUAAGAGCCAGCUUAAUUUACACAUGAGCGUUCACAAUGGAGAGAGACCUUACACAUGCAAUCAGUGUGGAAAGAGUUUCGCAAAUGCAGAUUAUCUCAAGAAACAUCUCCGCCGUCACUCUGGACAAAGACCAUUUGAAUGUGAUCAGUGCGGUAAAAGAUUUGUUGUGAAUUCAGGCCUAAAAGAGCAUCUGAAAACUCACACAAAUAAGAAGCCUUACAAGUGUUCUUCUUGUGGAAAGAGUUUUGCACACCUGUACUAUUUUAAACAGCACCAGAAAAUACAUACCAGUCAAGGGGAUCAUAAGUGUUUUGAAUGUGGAAAGACCUUUAUUACAGCCGGCAACUUGAAUCAGCACCAAAUAAUUCAUACUGGAGAAAAACCAUACAAGUGCUCACACUGUGAAAGGAGUUUCACUCGGUCAGAACACCUGAAAACACACGAGAGAAUCCAUACCGGAGAAAAACCAUACAAGUGCUCACACUGUGAAAAGAGUUUCACUCGGUCAGAAUACCUGAAAACACACGAGAGAAUUCAUACCGGAGAGAAACCUUACAAGUGCUCACACUGUGGAAAGAGUUUCACACGGUCAGAAAACCUAAAAAUACAUGAGAGAAUUCAUACUGGAGAGAAACCUUACAAAUGCUCACACUGUGAAAAGAGUUUCACUCAGUCAGAACAUCUGAAAACACACGAGAGAACUCAUACUGGAGAGAAACCAUACAAGUGCUCACAAUGUGAAAAGAGUUUCACUCGGUCAGAACACCUAAAAACACAUGAGAGAAUCCAUACUGGAUACAACACCUUAAACCCCAAUCCUAAGAUCAUGAGAGAGCAGGUGGAUGUGAUCUGCUGUAAAUCAGUAGGAACUGAUCUGUCCAUGCUGGAUAUUGAUGAUUUCAUCACAGAAAUCUCUCAGCUGAAGAAAGAGGUGACGUCACUGAAGACAAAACUGAAGGAGAGAGAACUGUAUUCAUCCUGCACCUGUUUUGAGCGAGUUAAAGUUGAGAUUGAGCUGGAAAAGGUUUCCUGUCAAUCUUCAGUGUGUGUGACUGAUGGGACCUCCACAGAAUGUCAGGAUUCAGUGUGGAGCGGCAGAGAUCAGUCCACACCACAGCAGCUGCUGGACAAACUCUCUGAACAGAGAUCCAGAGACACACAGGACUCACAGCUCACUUUACUCUGUUCUACUGAUGCUCAGGAGAGUGUGUGUGACAGUAAUCAGGGUGAUCAAACCUCCACAGAGUCUCUGACUUCUGUCUGUAACGCUGGAGAACAGCAGAUGCUGCAGACACCAGUGAAGAUUGAAGUGAAGGAGGUGGAGAUAAAAGAAGAAAACACAGCAGAAGAAGAACUGAGUGAUGAAGAUGAUGAUGAACAGAAGAUGCUGCAGACACCAGUGCAGAUUGAAGUGAAGCAGGAGAUAAAAGAAGAAAACGCAACAGAAGAACAACAGACUGAUGAUGAUGAGGCAUCAACAGAGAACGAACAGAGUGAUGAAGAUGAUGAGGAUUUUGUUCCUUCAGAGCUGAUGGAAGAGCAAGAGGAACAUCAAGAACUGGAUGAAGUGGAGAAACAUCAGUAUCAGGAACAUGAUUUUAUAAUUGGAGAAAAGUCUUUGAGUUGCUCAAAGACAGAAAAUAAUUUCUCACCAAAAAACCCUCAAAGAAGAGUAACCAGAAAUACCUUCUCCUGCUCUCAGUGUGGAAAGUGUUUCACAUUUAAAAGCAAGCUCAAUGCACAUAUGAGAGUUCAUACUAGAGAGAAGCCCUUCACAUGCCAUCAGUGUGGGAAAAGUUUUGCAUAUGCACCCAGUCUCAAGAGUCAUCUCUUUUGUCACUCUGGAGAAAAGUCAUUUGAAUGUGAUAAGUGUGGUAAAACAUUUGCUGUGAAUUCAGGCCUAAAAAAACAUCUGAAAACUCACGCGAAUGAGAAGCCUUACAAGUGUUCUUCUUGUGGAAAGAGUUUUGCACGCCUGUUCUAUUUUAAAGAGCACCAGAAAAUUCAUACCGGUGUGACGGCCCAUAUGUGCUUUGAAUGUGGAAAGACAUUUACUACAGCCAGCAACUUGAAACUGCACCAAAGAAUUCAUACGGGAGUGAAACCAUACAAGUGUUCACAAUGUGGAAAGAGAUUCAUUCAGUCAGAACACCUGAAAAAACACGAGAGAAUUCAUACUGGAGAGAAACCUUACAAGUGCACACUCUGUGGAAAGAGUUUCACUCAGUCAGUAAACCUGAAAACACAUGAGAGAAUUCAUACUGGAGAGAAACUUUACAAGUGCUCACACUGUGAAAAGAGAUUCACUCGGUCACAAAACCUGAUAAUACAUGAGAGAAUUCAUACUGGAUAGUCUAAUGGGCUAGUUGCGCAAGAUGGCGCCUGUGAGCUUUCACCACACGACUAUGUGCAUGUUUAUGUCUGGUUGUAUGAGUGCUCAUUGAAACUGAGUGAGAACACACGGUGUGAUUGCGGUGUUGCUUUGAGAAUAAACUUCCAAAGGAGACCUGGUUGAGACCACCAUGAGCAUGUUUACAAGAAAGAAAUGAUAGUGGUUUAUCAGUGAUGGUAGAUAACAUUCACUUUACAUUGUUGUGUGCCUCAACCAGCAGCGACGAGCUGACCAAUGAUAUGAAGUAAAUAGUGUUAAAAUUGUGGGUAACACUUUACAAUAAGGUUCUGUAUGUCAACAAUAAUUUAUCAGGGCUCAACGCAAAGGAUUUGUUCAACUGGCAUGCUUCAGAUAUUAUUUUUUGCAUAUGUUAUGUUUUUAAGACAAUGUCCCCUCCAAACUGAAUCACAUUUAUAAUUUGCAAGAUAUGAUUUAUGCUUUAUGUGAUCACAUUUAAGCAUUAAUUUGAUGUGUAAUAUGCAGUAUGUAGAUAUUUGGCCUAAUGAAAUCGGUCAACCUUAAAGACCAACACUGCCUGAUGGACAAAGCACAAAAAUGUCUCAGUUACUGUCAUAACCUCCGUACCCCGAUAGAAGAAACUAGAUGUUUUGUUGAUGUAGUGACACUAGGGGUCUCUCUUGGGAGCCCGUUUGCAUGCCACUUCCCCCGACAUAUGAGUAUAAAAAGGAGCCCAGUAUGCGGAUUCAUUCAGGUUUUGCACUGAGGAGCUGAGACAAGCAAUGCCAUUCAGCCUGUGGCAAGAGGGACACAACGUCUUGUUCCCUCCAUCAGGGAACGGAGGUUACGACAGUAACCGAGACGUUCCUCAUCUGUCACUCACUCGACAUUGUGUCGAUGUAGUGAUACUAGGGGUCAAUAUACAAAAUUCCACAAAGGCUGACCGGUCACGUGAACUGCCGAUGCAGGUUUAGGCAAGCUACUAUGAGCGUAAGAACAGAUGCAUUUGGGCUGCACAGAUGCCCCAAAACGUUGUGUGAUCUCCCCAUAAGCCCGAGGGAGGGAUGCAUUCAGUUUGGAGGGGAGCAGGCCGCGCCAGCUGCUGGGGCCUUAAAAUGCUCAUAAUAUGUGCCAGGGAAGGCAUUCUUUUCCGUUCCUAUUCUUUUGGGGGGAAACCCAGCGGAGCCACACCCUGCCCUCAAGGGGAGGGUAAGAAAGUGGUGAAUAUGUCAUAUGGGCCCACAGGGGCCACACAUGGAAGAGGUGCAGUGGUACAGCAACCGGGCAGAUGAGGCUCUGCCAAGGGAGAUGCUGGACUGACGAAAAAGAGAAGGGAGACCGUAUCGCGGAAAAUACACACAGGAGGUCACUAGAGUAGCCAAGACCUGUGGAGCCCUUACCCCAGUACAGGGCCUGUUAGCACAUGUACUUGGUCUGGCUACAGAGUCCUCUGCUGAAUUCGUGAGUCGGAGGGCUAGGAGGAAGAGCAUCCAGGGUUCACAAGUCGUGAACACACAUGGGAGAAAGAGCGCACGUCUUCACCUACCUGGAGGGGAGAGGCGCUAUGUGGAAGCGGUACACCCAGCCAGCUGCCCCGUGUAAGGAAGUUACUUACCUGUUCAUACCUGAAAGAACACUGGAUGAAACCGGCUCAACCGGGAGAUUGAAAAAUCUUGCGAAGGUAUUGGGUGCUGCCCAGCCUGCUGCUCUGCAGAUGCCUGCUAAAGAGGUGCUAUUGGCCAGUGACCACGAGGAUGCCAUACUCCUUGUAGAGUGUGCUCGAACCCGAAUGGGGGCGGGCAUGGACUGGGUCUGGUAGGCCAAUGCGAUUUCAUCCACAAUCCAGUGGGCAAGCCUCUGUUUGGAGACAGCGUUCCCUUUCCGCUGUCCACCAAAGCAGGCAAAGAGCUACUCAGAGCAUCUAGAGCUCUGUGUGUGAUGCAAAUAGAUGCGGAUAGUACGCACCGGACACAGCAACGAAAAGUCUGGGUCUGCCUCCUCCUGGGGCAGCUUCGCUUGUGGGCUCACCACCUGGCCCAAAAAAGGGCUGUGGGAACCUUGGACAUAUAGUCUGGACGGGGUCUCAGGAUCACGUGAGAGUCUUCCGGACCAAACUCCAGGCACAUUCGCUGACAAAGAAUGGUUGCAGGUCCCAGACCCUCUUGAUGGAAGUGAGUGCGGCCAGGAGGGCGGUCUUCAGAGAGAAAUGACCUUUAGCUCGACUGACCCAGGGGGCGCUCUCCGUAGGCCCGAGAGGUCCCAUGAGGGUAAGAGGCACAGCCUAGGAGGGUUCAACUGCUUGGCGCCUCACAGGAACCCGAUGAACGGGUCAUGUUUAUUAAGAAACAUACCUUUAACAGCAUUGUGGUGUGUUUCUAUAGCAACUACAAGACCGUGAGAGUGGAGGACAGCUGCCCUUAUAAUUAUCUGCAAGGAGGAAACCACUGACCCGACUGCACACCUCUUGGGAUCUUCGCUUAUAGGAAGAACACGACUUAGUGAACAUAUGUCAAUUCAGGGACUACAGUUACCUUGUAGAAGGAGCCCUGGCCUGAGUGAUCAUGUAAAGCACAGCAUGCGUUAGAUGAAUUGGAUCUUCUGCAUCUCGUCCAAGGACCAGACAUAGAAAUUCCAGAGGUCUGGGCGUGGGUGCCAGAGGGUGCACCGUCCCUGAGAAAGAGGGUCCUUCCUCAGGGGAAUUCGCCAGGGAGGAGCUGUUGCGAGGAGCGUGAGUUCCGAUAACCAUGUCUGAGUGGGCCAGUACGGAGCCACGACAAUUACCUGCUCCUCGUCUUCCCUGACUUUACACAGCACCUGCGCACGUAGGCUCACUGGGGGGAACGCAUACUUGUGUAGCCCUCGGGGCCAGCUGUGUGGCCGCGCGUCUGUACCGAGGGGAGCUCCCGUCAGGGCAUUGGUGUUUUCUAUAGGAUUCCGUCGAGAUGUCCGCCCGGACCAACACGUGCUUUUCUGAAUCAAUGGCAAAAAGCCGCCAUAGGGCGAGCUGUACUACCAGCAACACGAGGCAGUUGGUGUGUCAAUGCAGGUGAGGUCCUGUACAGGAGCAAGCAGCUGUGUGCCCAUUGCGACAUGGUGCUCAACCUAUCUUGGAGGCAUCUGUCGUAUGUUGGACACUUGCUGUAUGGGGACUCUAGCCUGCAAGGUCGGUCCAAAGGCUGAAAAAGGCGAUGCGCAGUGGUCGUGAGAGCCAAGCGAUGUGUGCCGUGGCGCCCUGCGUACCUUGGGAUUCCGGUCUGGACCCAGUGCUGUAGCAGUCUCGUAUACAUCAAUCCGAGCACCGUGACUGCUGCUGAGGAUGCCAUAUGCCCCAGGAGCCUCUGAAAGUAUUUCAGUGGGACCGUCAUUUGCCGCCUGGAUAGGUUCUGGCAGUUCAGCUGGCUCCGGGCAUUGGGCAGUCCUUAUUGUCGAGCCCUGAUGUAUUUAAAGAGCCCCUAUUAUUUUCAAAUAUUACCUUUCAUGUAGUUUGUUAUAUAGCUGUUUAUGAAUGUUAAAAGUCUGCAAAGUUAAAAAAUCAAAGUGCAGGACAAAUGGAGUUAUUGACUCCCAAAAGAAAGAGCCGAUUGUGAACACCUGAAAUGAGUCGUUAGUAAUUCCAGACUUCCUGUACUAACCUACAUAAUUUGGUAAAAGAAACCCGCAUCUGGUCUCCAUUGUCUGCUCGCGAACAGCUUUGACCCGCCCUCAAACACUACACUAAGCGGUAGACCAAUCACAACAGACUGGGACAUCUGACCAAUCAGAGCAGAGUAGCUCUCUGAAAGGAGGAGUUUAGAAUGAAUCAUUGAACGAGUCUUUUGUGACUCUGGGGGGAAAAAAGGUAAUGAUGCAAUUUAAAUUAUGAGCAAAUUAAAGUGUUUUUUGACCUUGGAUGCAUGUAAAUCUACUGUAUGAGAUUUAAAACAAAAUUAGGCACAUUUAAAAACCAUAAUAGGUGCUCUUAAAUGAAACAUUAACUUAAGUAACAUUAAUGCUCUAAUAUAUUUAUAAUUGUGUUUGUUAUUACAAAUGCAUUAAGCAAUGUUUACGAAUUGAACCUUAUUGUGAAGUGUUACCAAAAAGUUGCAUGUGUAAUCAGACAUAAGACACAAACAGAAAUUGUAACUUUAUAACUGUUGGUUGUUGUCCAACAGAGGAUUAAUGUGAUCUUAUGUACUCUACAGUUGUAUAUUCAACUUCAAAUUGUGUAUCUUACUGAAUCUGUGUCCAAGCCUAGCAUUAUUAAUUCUUUUCACAGAAACUUAGAUGAGCUACUGAAGUUUAUUAUCGUUCUUACCUUCAUAGUCAUCGAUGUAACUGCGUACAUACUGUAACAUGUUGACAUGUUGUUUAUGGUCUUAUUCUAGCUGUUACUGAAUGUUUAGUGUAUGUAUGUGUGCACGGGGGAGACUGUGAAGAAGGGGUUCACCGCUGUUUUUAAAUGUGCUUCUCUAAACAAUUACAGAGUGUACGGUGUGGCUGUGGCCGACAACAGCCUUAAACACACUGUUUGUAAGAUCGACCUUUUGUGUCUUCAUUAUGAAGCUUCAAUACAUUUUAAAUCUCUUUUCUGUAAACGCCUCUGUGAUGAGGAGAUGGAUAAGUGCUCGUCUGCGACUGCAAUCGGGCCAAUCGGCCGAGGAGAGGGAUAAGUGCAGCAGUUUGGGAAAGAGAGCCACAUGCGGCAGCCAUGUGUGUGUUUAUCUAUUUGUGUAUUUUUGUUUUAGUUUCAAUUAAAAUAUGACUUUGACUGUUCAGCUGGUUCCCGCCACCACCUCGCCCAUUUGAAAGUGUUACAACCUCGUAUAGUAAAAUAAAAUGCCAUUUUUUAUGGUCUCCGAACUGGCGCCAGGUGAAUACCGAGUGGUUAUACCCACACUCGGUAAACCAGGAAUCAAACAUGCUGUCUUAUGCAACUUGCCAGCAAUUGUGAUGACUCUUCACCACCACAAGAUGGCAGCACCUUCAAACAUUAGAUCAGUUGCACUUAUUGUUGGUAAGAUGUUGUACAACCCUUAAGAACAUGUAAUGGUGUACUGUAUUGUUGAUCAGAACCCUACUAAAUGUGAACUUUUCAGAGGCAAUGUGUUGAAGUGAUUUUUUGCGUGAGAUCUGGAAGUCUCCUCAAUCGCCUGCACUGAAUAAAGUUACUAGAUCACAUCUUAUUUUCACAACUCGUGUUUUCUGGAGUACGUUGUUCUGUUAGAUUUUUUCACUUUUGGAUGAGCAAUCCCUUUCAAGACUCUGAUGCACAUUAAGGUUGUUGGUAAAGUUGUUAAGAUGUGAAUGAACCUUAUGUUGUUUUUUCUUGAACCAUGUGAACCAGACUUUAUGCUUAUAUCUUUAUGCUUGGGUCUGGACACAAGACUGAGGCUGAUUUGGACCUCAC
Messenger RNA from Xyrauchen texanus (razorback sucker), 8418 nucleotides. Its product is annotated as zinc finger protein 160-like. The record is from RefSeq and is a predicted model, not a curated record. Lineage: Eukaryota; Metazoa; Chordata; Actinopteri; Cypriniformes; Catostomidae. Gene Ontology annotation, molecular function: RNA polymerase II cis-regulatory region sequence-specific DNA binding; DNA-binding transcription factor activity, RNA polymerase II-specific. Bases 6 to 3035 code for a protein of 1009 amino acids. Gene Ontology annotation, biological process: regulation of transcription by RNA polymerase II. The transcript is spliced from 7 exons.